This is a messenger RNA of Coregonus sp. 'balchen', 10359 nucleotides long. NCBI's taxonomy places the organism in Eukaryota, Metazoa, Chordata, Actinopteri, Salmoniformes, Salmonidae. The record is from the annotation of a GenBank genome assembly.
AUGAACGCAAAUACGUGUCAUACAACGUCUACUAUCGAGUUGAUUUUCUCCCCACUAGCUCUUGUUAUUCGUUGUUGUUUCAGCCCGUACAUCCACGGUAAUGUCAGUCGGGAGCCAUUUGUCCCGCCCUUUAUCGUCUGCAAACGACCAAUCACCGCACUUCGGAAUCCCUGUGGGGUGACGUUGCAUGUAUUCUGCGCAUGCGCGCGUCACUUUCGGCGCUCCAUAGCUCGGAGCAGUGUGAAGAUGGCGGCAGGCUCCGAUCUGCUAGAUGAGGUUUUCUUUAACACUGAGGUGGACGACAAAGUAGUUAGUGAUCUUGUGGGGUCUCUUGAGUCCGAGCUUUCGGGUCACAGGAACCCUGAGGCAAGGAGCCAGACAGUCGCUAAACACAUGGCCAGUUCCGGGACAGGGGUUAAUGCUAAUGUCCAGCAGAACAAACGGCGACUUGCUCAAGAGGUUGCAAAAGCAGGUAUGCUGUGUUAACGUUGUUUUGCUUGUUGUUUCAAGUGUAAACGAAUGCAAACACCAGUUUAUCUUGUGAGUACCUACUUAGCAUUGUGUCACCCCCUUCUCUCACCCUUGUUUCUGCUCCACAACAGGGGCUGGAGUGCAAGGGGGUGUCAUUAUUAGUAAUACGAUGUCCCAGGGUUCAGCUAUGGAUGCCUUAUUGGCUGAGUCGGACUCAUCGGUAGGACACAGUCAAGGCAAGACGGUUGCUGUCAGUGACAGUAUAAUAACUCCUCUCCCAAAUCACGGGGGAAAAGUAGCCUCUUCCGCAGCUCAAACUUUGAAUGGAGGCAGUAUAAUGAACUGUUACAAUUCAGGAAGCGCUGUCUCUCUUACUGGGACACCGCUGUCAAGGAGUUGCACGAGUAGCAGCAAUGCCUCGGUAGCUGUCACAGUUGUCAACAACGGGCCGGGGUUGUCAAAAGGACAUGCGAGCGCAGUAAUGCCACCUUCAUUGAACAGCACUAUCAUCCAGACAUCAUUCGUGAACUCUCAGAAUGUUGUCACCUCGUCUCACACUGCGAGUCUGGGCACUGAACCUGCCAUAUCACAUAUUGUGAGGCCAUCUAUGCAAACUGAGGGAUCGGGUACAGCGUUGAAUGGUCCUAAUGCGGGAUUGCCUUUCAAUGUCAAUGUAGCGGGUCAGCCCACUACAACUGCACCGGGCAUGGCCAUACAAACUCCACCAUUGAACAAUGGUCAGUCGCCCACCUCUGUGGCUGUCAGUGCGUGGUCGCACAUCAUCAAGGCAGAGACGCCCAAAUCAAUCAUACAGACUGCUCCUGGUGCUGUAACGAACCCGUCGUUCCAGAGCGCACCGAGGACUUCCACUCCGGUGACAGUGGCUGCCAGCCCGGGAGGGAUCCGAGCUAUCGCGCAACAGGUGUUGGCCCCUCGGCACCCCCAGACAUCCCCGAACCAGCCCAACGUUCAGAACAUCCAGCUUCCCCCAGGUAUGUUUGUCUCUCUUUGAAAUUAAAUAGUUACAAAAAUGUAAUAUUGUUCUGAUAUGUAUCAUUGUUUGCCUACACAUCAUUUUAAAGACAGUCAAAUAGAGAUAUAUUUCAGAAUUGAUCUUUGAAAAUUAUACUUGCUGCUUCAUUGAUUAUUCACUGAUGAUGAUGACCCAUCAAUCAAAGGGUAAAAACAUACUGGUUCUUCAUUGCAUCAUCAUUUGCACAGAAAAUCCAGAACUUUCCCUGCUGAUCUGUCUUGGUAGUUCAUUGAAUUGAUGUAGAGUGCCCUGUUGUGCCUCCCAAGCGCACUCCUGUUGUGUAUGUGCUGCGCUGUUCUCUGCCUGUGCACUGUUAACACACUUCUGUCAACUCCUGUUAACACACUCCAGUCAACUCCUAUUAACACACUCCUGUCAACUCCUAUUAACACACUCCUGUCAACUCCUGUUAACACACUCCUGUCAACUCCUGUUAACACACUCCUGUCAACUCCUGUUAACACUCCUGUCAACUCCUGUUAACACACUCCUGUCAACUCCUGUUAACACACUCCUGUCAACUCCUGUUAACACACCCCAGUCAACUCCUGUUAACACACUCCUGUCAACUCCUGUUAACACACACCUGUCAACUCCUGUUAACACACUCCUGUCAACUCCUGUUAACACACUCCUGUCAACUCCUGUUAACACACACCUGUCAGCUCCUGUUAACACACUCCUGUCAACUCCUGUUAACACACUCCUGUCAACUCCUGUUAACACACUCCUGUCAACUCCUGUUAACACACUCCUGUCAACUCCUGUUAACACAUGCCUGUCAACUCCUGUUAACACACUCCUGUCAACUCCUGUUAACACUGGAAAUGGAAAUUGAUGUAUGUAUGACAUGCAGAUAAUCAAAUACUCAGAGCUUUUCAAUACAUUUUCUCUUAUCCCUAGGCUUUAUUUCUUCUAUCAUGUUACAUUUAGCCUACAGAGUAAAAAGUUCAUAAACAUCAAUAGAUAUAAUGGCAGGCAGACAGGGAUAUGCCAUAUGCAAGUAUAGCAUACCGUACUAUCCUGGUAAGAGCACUACUACUGGCUAACCACAGACUGUAUUACCUGUAUGAUGAUGAUGACGACCACCACCAGAAGUGGAGACUGUUGCUGCCCAAUGUGCCAGCCUGUCUGAGAAGUGUGUGUAUAAUGUCCUGUCCUCUGUGAGCUCUCUGUGAAUACAGGACCAACUGUGCCUGUAAUGCAGUCAGUCUUUUUCUUGAGACCCUUCUUGUAGUGUAGUCAGUGUUGAUCCCCCUGUGGCGAGGCACGGUGUCCCGAUGCAUUACCAUGCACAUUACAGCGUGACUCGUUUACACUGCCGCAUCGGUCUGUAUGGAACUCUGCCGCCUUGCCUCGUCUCGCCUUGCUUCUUUAGGAAGACUGAUUAGCAUGAAAUGGCACAGUGAUUAUGGCCCUUAUCCAGCGCUCUGUCUCUCAGCUAAAUGUUAGCAGAUGUGGGAGGAUUGGAGCUAAACUGCUGCCAAGUACUACCUGUUCUAUAGAAUCCCUCUUCUGUUGAUGUAGAGGAGUGUUGUUACAAAUGUGUAACAAAUGUGUUACAAAGUGUUGUAAAGGGAAUCUAACAUGGUGACAGGAGGGUUAGGGGAAGUCGAAUGACUUCUUCUCUCUCCCACAGGUAUGGUCCUGGUGCGCAGUGAGAGUGGGCAGCUGUUGAUGAUCCACCAGCAGACCCUGGCUCAGAUGCAGUCCCAGUCCCAAUCCCAGGGAGUCAUGGCCCCCCGCCCAGCCACCCCCACCAGCACUCCUCCUUUUCAGAUCACCUCAGUCCAGGUUUGUUCAAUAGACAAUGUCACCUCAGCCCAGCUACCUCUACCAGUACUCUCCAGAUCAGACCACCAGCCACUCCCCUUUUCAGAUCAUGUCAUUCCAGGUUAAAUCAGUCUUUCCCCUGGUGCAGAUCAGUUGGUCUUAAACCUUCCUCUUUUCUUCAGGCUCCUGGAACGCCCAUCCUCACCAGGCAGGUGACUCCCACCACUAUCAUCAAGCAGGGCCCACCUGUGCCAACCUCUGCUCCUGUCACCACCACACUCCAGAGGCCUCCUGUCCUACAGGUACAGUGGGGGACAGGCAGUGGGGGGCUACAGCAGAGCAGGAGAGAUGUAGCAUACACACAGUAGGGUAUAUUAUACAGUAGGGCCUUAGCAGAGGGCAGAAACAGCACCAGUCAUGUGGAACUUCCUUUUAAAAAAUCUUGAGGGGCGCUUCUGUAACAUAGGCAUCUCCUUUGAGCUUGAAUCCCCUUUUGUGUGUGAGAGUGCCUUCCUGGUGUGUCAGUUUAGUGUAUGUGUGUUUUCUGUGUAUCCACUAUGAAUUCAAGCUGCAGGCUCUCACAACUCAUUAUCACAGCCAGUGGUUUCAAUGAAUGCCUGAUUUGUCCCGGGCCAACAGUUUCGGACUCCUUUUCAGUUCUCUAAGGUCUUGUAUGCACUGGGUCCUCUCUUAAACGUAUCUGAAGAGUGUUUGCUGUCGGCCAGUGCUGGAUAGUAUGUGUGUGGAGCCCCAUGCUAUAGCUCUCCAACCCCUUUAAUGAGGUGUCUGCUCAAAGCUCACUAUUUUGGUCAUACAUUUGAUCUGGCUUAUGGCUUAUGGUGCAUUGAACAUAACAACCUGGAUGAUGUGUGUAUUUACCCCCCAGAGUCCCAUGAUUGUGGGAGGGGCUGCUGCAGGCACUUCUAUGGGGACAGUGCUACCAGGGGCCACCCAGAGGACCGUCACCAUGUCACCUGGGACCACUGUCACCUUGGCAACGGUGCGGAACUAGGUUCCACCCACCCCCAUUGGUCAGGGCUAGGCCCUCUGUUCAGGGAAUGCUCCUCUGCUAGACCUUAGCUGUAUUUCUAGUGCUUUGAUGGUCUCUGGUAAAUGCAAUAAAAAUACGGCAGAUAUGAUAGAAGGAUACGAUGGCUUUUGAUGUGUGAAUGACGCAAGAGCCCAUGAUGGUUGCUUAAAUAAGGAGCUUGACUUUGUUUCUAAGGCUGCCCUUUGUUUGUUUUGCUGUAGGAGACGAUGGAUAAUGUGAAGAAAUGCAAGAACUUCCUGUCUACGUUAAUCAAGCUGGCGUCCAGCGGGAAGCAGUCCUCAGAGACUGCCGCCAACGUUAAAGACCUGGUCAAAGAUCUCCUGGUGAGUGACCACACCAGGGCUGCUGGAAAACAUGUGGCGAGGCAGCAUUUGCCACAGCACUUUUCAGUCAGGUGUGGCUGUGUCACACCACUUUUGAUUUAGUUUAAUAAAAUAUAUUGAUGCAAAGUGUUAAAAAGUGCUGUUUUUUAGACCAAUUUGCACACGAUUUCUCUGGCCUUCACAUUGGAAUGCUGCUGCAGGCUCUUAACAUGUCUUGACCAAUCAGAUUCACGUAAAUUGCAGGUCGCACAGGCGGGGCACAAAGCUCAAGGCGUUAUCUCAACUUAUCCGGUAUUUAUUCAGCAAGCGUUAUAACACAUCACUCCCGACCGACACAAGCAAAAACUCUUCCAUAAAUGUAGCAGCCUAUACACCUAAACAUUAGCUAUCUGACACGCUGUAUUGCAUAGAAACGAGACCAUUUUUUAGUCUGAUCAACUGUAGGCUACUAACAACAGCAACUGUAUAGUCUAGCCUACUAUGCGCCCUGUCCCUCUGGCCAGGGUAAACAAAGUGGUAACGUUGUGUAUUUAUAGCCCAUUUGUUUGUAAGAAAAUGUGAAUGGGAGAAAAUGUGGUUUUUAUACUGAACAAAAAUAUAAACACAACAUGUAAAGUGUUUGUCCUAUGUUUCAUGAGGUGAAAUGAAUGAUCACUGAAAUGUUCCAUACGCACAAAAAGCUUAUUUCUCUCAAAUGUUUGUGCACAUAUUUGUUUACAUCCCUGUUAGUGAGCAUUUCUCCUGCCAAGAUAAUCCAUCCACCUGACAGGUGUGGCAUAUCAAGAAGCUUUAAACAGCAUGAUCAUUACACAGGUGCACCUUGUGCUCAGGACAAUAAAAGGCCACUCUAAAAUCUGCAGUUUUGUCACACAACACAAUGCCACAGUCUCAAGUUUUGAGGGAGCGUGCAAUUGGCAAGCUGACUGCAGGAAUGUCCACCAGAGCUGUUGCCAGAGAAUUUGGCAGUACGUCCAACCGGCCUCACAACUGCAGACCACGUGUAACCGCCAGCCCAGGACCUCCACGUCUACCUUCUUCACCUUCGGGAUUGUCUGAGAUCAGCCACCCGGACAGCUGAUGAAACUGAAGAGUAUUUCUGUCUGAAAUAAAACCCUUUUGUGGGGAAAAACUCAUUCUGAUUGGCUGGGCCUGGCUCCCCAGUGGGUGGGCCUAUGCCCUCUCAGGCCCACCCAUGGCUGCGCCUCUGCCCAGUCAUAUGAAAUCCAUAGAUUAGGGCCUAAUUUAUUUAUUUAAAUUGACUGAUUUCCUUAUAUGAACUGUUACUCAGUAAAAUCAUUAAAAUUGUUGCAUGUUGCGCUUAUAUUUUUGUUCAAUAUAUUAAAACUUGGGCUGACUAGUUUACCUAGACCUUUUCAAUCCAAAAUUAUUAACUGGAAUUAAUCAAUAAACACAAUAGCUGACACACUGUGAAUUAAUCUUUAAAUAUGCCAACAGUUGCAUAGGGCAGGACUACAUGAUGCAAACCCGCAUAAAGCAAGCUCAGCCCUGUGAGUUUUAUUGUCCAAUUAGGUUGCUUUCUCUGUGUAACCCCCCUAGUCCUUCUUUAAAAUAUAAUUCAUAUGAACAAGGUUGCUGCAGUUUGACAGAGUUUUCAUCCUCCCCAAGGCCAGGAGUAAAAAAAAACCCAUGUGACCUGAUUAGAAAAUCUCUGGUACCAUCAUAGCCCACAUUAAACCUUUUUACAACAGAUUAAUCACGUUAUACCGUAUAAGGUCCAGAGUUUUACUGGUUUAGGUUACCAGAUCAGAAAAAAACUACGGGCCCCAGAUUUUUUUUUUGCCACACCACUCUGGGACCUGUGGUGCCCCCUCUAGACCACACACCUCUGAUGGAAUCCAGCUAGAAAUCAGGAGAUAUUUGGUCCAACUGUUGAUGUCAGCUGCUGAGAGUAUCACAAUAGACAGGGAUUGCAAUCUGAUGAUUAACAUUUAGCAUAUUUCUUUGGUCUGUUCUCAUUUCCAACAGGAAGGGAAGAUUGAAGUUGAGGACUUCACCAACAGGUUAUACAGGGAGCUCAACUCCUCACCUCAGCCUUACCUCGUGCCUUUCCUCAAGGUAAGGAAUCCUCCUACGCACCAAUGAAUAAACAAAACCGAGUCACCCACCCACCAAUUUGCUCUCACCAAACCAUUCUGCCAAAUGACCAAAUUAUCUCUGCCUUUCUGUCUGUGUGUCUGUCUGUCCUCCAGAGGAGCCUUCCUGCCCUGCGGCAGCUCACCCCAGACUCGGCAGCCUUCAUCCAGCACAGUGGGCUCCAGCAGCAGGCCUCUGCCACCACCCCCACCACGGUGGUACUGGGCAGCCCAGCCCUGCGCCCCGCAGCCCCACCCAUCAGACCACACCUCCAGCCUGUCAUCAGCAAACAGGGGCAGACUACCCCAAUGGUACUCUACCACCAUAUUGCUAUUAUUAGGGAUAGAUUAUAAACACAUAUCAUUGUUUACUCUUGUUAAAAUCUUUAGUAUUAGAAGUACACUACAUUACCAAAAGUAUGUGGACACCUGCUCGUCGAACAUCUCAUUCCAAAAUCAUGGGCAUUAAUAUGGAGAUGGUCCUCACUUUGCUGCUAUAACAGACUCCACUCUUCUAAGAAGGCUUUCCACUAAUGUUGGAACAUUGCUGCGGGGACUUCCAUUCCAUUCAGCCACAAGAGCAUUAGUGAGGUCGGGCACUGGCUCGCAGUCAGCGUUCCAAUUCAUCCCAAAGGUGUUGGAUGGGGUUGAGGUCAGGGCUCUGUGCAGGCCAGUCAAGUUCUUCCACAACGAUCUCGACAAACCAUUUCUGUAUGGCGCUCGCUUUGGCCUUACCCAAACUGUUGCCACGAAGUUGGAAGCACAGAAUCUUCUAGAAUGUCAUUGUAUGCUGUAGCGUUAAGAUUUCCCUUCACUGGAACUAAGGGGCCUAGACCGAACCAUGAAAAACAGCCCCAAACCAUUAUUCCUCCUCCACCAAACUUUACAGUUGGCACUAUGCAUUGGGGCAGGUAGCGUUCUCCUGGCAUCCGCCAUACCCAGAUUUGUCCGUCGGACUGCCACAUGGUGAAGCGUGAUUCAUCACUCCAGAAAACGCAUUUCCACUGCUCCAGAGUCCAGUGGCGGCAAGCUUUACACCACUCCAGCUGACGCUUGGCAUUGCGCAUGGUGAUCUUAGGCUUGUGUGCGGCUGCUCGGCCAUGGAAACCCAUUUCAUGAAGCUCCCGUCUAACAGUUAUUGUGCUGACGUUGCUUCCAGAGGCAGUUUGGAACUCGGUAGUCAGUGUUGCAACCGAGGACAGACAUUUUUUACGCGCUUCAGCACUCGGCGGUCCCGUUCUGUGAGCUUGUGUGGCCUACCACUUCGCGGCUGAGCCGUUGUUGCUCCUAGACGUUUCCACUUCACAAUAACAGCACUUACAGUUGACCGGGGCAGCUCUAGCAUGGCAGAAAUUUGACAAACUGACUUGUUGGAAAGGUGGCAUCCAAUGACGGUGCCACGCUGAAAGUCACGGAGCUCUUCAGUAAGGCCAUUCUACUGCCAAUGUUUGUCUAUGGAGAUUGCAUGGCUGUGUGCUUUAUUUUAUACACCUGUCAGCAACGGGUGUGGCUGAAAUAAUUGUUUGAAGGGCGUGUCCACAUACUUUUGUAUAUAUGGUGUAUAUGAAAGGAUUUUCCGGCUACAUCUUUCCAACCGCCCCAUUGACCCCUAACCUUGAACCGUCAGGUGCUCCAGCCUCAGCAGCAGGGGGCAAUGGUAAGGCCUCUUCGGGUGACCCCCAUGGUUACCCUCAGAGGUCAGCCCCCCCACAGUCAUAUCAUGCUGGGACAGCCACAGGUGCAGCUCAGACAGCUACAGACAGGUGAGUGGGGGAGGAGACCAAGUGAUACACAAAGAAAAACCAAGAAAUCCUAUCUGUCUGAUCUCUUUCUCUCUCCUGUCUCUCUCCCAGUCCCUGUGGUGAAGCCUGGAGUGUUGACUGGAUCUAAGUUGUCUCCUAGUGCUGCCUCUCUGGCCACUGCAGCUCAGACGAACAAGCUGAAGGAAGCUGGGGGCACGUUCAGGUCAGCUAUGGAUGUCACAUCCACAAACCAGUAGGAGGACAAUUAUCACAACUAAAAUGAAAGAUUGAAAAGUUCUGUAGCUGUUGCCUGGCUGACUGUGUGUGUCCAGGGAUGACGAUGACAUCAAUGAUGUGGCGUCUAUGGCUGGGGUUAACCUGUCUGAGGAGAGUGCCCGUAUCCUGGCAACCAACUCCGAGCUGGUGGGAGCAGUGACACGGUCCUGUAAGGAUGAGGCCUUCCUCCAUACCUCCACACUGACCAGAAGAAUACUGGAAAUAGGUGAGACUAGCACACACACACACACACACACACACACACACACACACACACACACACACACACACACACACACACACACACACACACACACACACACACACACACACAGUUACACACACACACACACACACUGAAAGAUGCACCUUUGAGCUUAGCUUUCAUACUGGUUCCCUAGAUCCUCACUGACUGCAGGUGUUUCCUCUCCUUAGGUAAGAAGUUUGGUGUGAGUGAUCUGGGGCCGGAGGUAGUGAACUACGUGUCCCACGCCUCCCAGACCAGGUUACAGAACCUGUUGGAGAAAGUCUCUGAGGUGGCCCAGCUGAGGAACAUCAACUUCAAGGUCUGUACGGUUUUGUGCAUAUUUGCUUCUUUAGCAUCUGUUCCAUGGUCUGGUACUUUAUGGUGAAUUAAUGUAUGUGUUGAAAGGAGGACAGUCGGUACGAGCAGACGAGCGACAUGCGUGCCCAGCUCAAGUUCUUUGAGCAGCUGGAUCAGAUGGAGAAACAGAGGAAAGAGGAGCAGGAGAGAGAGAUUCUGAUGAAGGCAGCAAAGGUACUGGAGCUGUUUCAGCACAGACCCAUUCCACUAUCACUCCCAUUAUAUUUGACUUUUAGGACCACUAUGGGUGAGAGGUGGAAAUUAAUUACUUUAUUCUGGAGACCCACUUGACCCACUCCUAUCUGUUUUCUGAUGGGUGUCCUUUCAGUCUCGUUCUCGUCAAGAAGACCCUGAGCAGCUGCGGUUGAAGCAGAAGGCCAAAGAGGUAAGAGGGAUGGAUAGGGUCAUGAGAAUUUGGCAUAACAAAAUACAUGUGACUGAAGUGUCCAUAAUAGGGGUGUGUUUGUGUAGGCCUAUCUCAAACGUGUAUAUGUGUGUGUCUCCAGAUGCAGCAGCAGGAGCUGUUUCAGUUGAGACAGAAGGAAGCUAACCUGACGGCGCUGGCGGCCAUCGGCCCCAGGAAGAAGAGGAAAAUGGAGGCUGCAGCCGCUGCAGCUGGAGCUGAGGUAACAUGGUCUCCACCUUCUCUCAAAGUGUGGUUGUGGGCUGUUUCUUCAUGUAGUCAAAUCACAAUCUUCUGUCUCCUUUUUUUAUUUCUCUUUCGCCCUCAAACCCCUCAACUCUCUGCCCCUUUCUCUCUUUCCGCCUCAAACUCCCUCUCUUGUUCUCUCUGACUGUCGCUCUCCCUCCCCAUCUCUCUCUCAGGGCUCAGGGUCCAGUCCCGCUCCGUCUGGUAGUGGCAGUUCAGGAGCGUCCAGACAGUUUAUCCGCCAGCGCAUCACGCGUGUCAACCUCAGGGACCUGCUCUUCUGUCUGGAGAAUGAGAGAGACACCAGUCACUCCCAUCUCCUUUACAAAGGCUUCCUCAAAUAG